GGCGUGGCUACGCCGCCUGCUCUCUGCAGCGAAGGCGACAGGUGCGUUGUUGUGCAGGGAGAGGCUGAGCCAAGGUGGAGGCAGGCAGAUAACUUGUGAGGAGGUGAGGAAUGGUCAAAGGAGUGAAUCUUAGAACACUGGAAUAACUACAGACAUCUAGUAACCUGUCUUUUAAGAGCUGCUGCAGCAUUUCAAGAUGGAACCAUCUCCAUUUAACAGAAGGCAAUGGACAUCUCAUUCUCUGAGGAUCACUGCCAAAGAGUUGUCCCUUGUCAACAAGAACAAGUCCUCUGCUCUUAUGGAGAGGUUCUCAAAAUAUCAGAAGGCAGCAGAAGAAGCAACUGCAGAGAAAAAAAGAAAUAACACCGAAAACCUUCCCCCACAUUUUAAAAGGGGGACCCUCAGCGUCCUAAAGAAGAAGUGGGAGAAUCCGGCACCGGGCACAGAGGUUCGGAAGGAAACCCUUCGAAGCAGCUGUGCAGAGGUUAGGCAGAAGGCUGUCAGCCUGUCUGGUGGUGGAAUUGCAAGCAGCUCUGCUUCUCUAGCAGAAACUGACAAAACCUCAGGGAUUGGUCCCCGAUCGAGACUCCAUUCCUCUUCUGGAGUGCUUGGCCAGUUCAGAUAUCUCAGUCUUGACAGCGGAGAGGCAAAAACCCAUUCACCCGAGAGUGGGAAAAUGGAAAAUUGUCUUAGAGAAUCCAGACAAGAAGUAGAAAAGCCUGAGGCCAAUGAAAACCCAGAAUCUUCAGGGAAAAUAGAGAAAUGUAGCAUUCCUCUGAGCAGGCUAAAGAUGAUGUUUGAGAGGGGGGAUGCAUCCCAGACAAAGGUUCUUCGAGACCAGGGCAGGGCUCCUGGUAGUAGAAGAAUUUCAGAGAACAGCUUUUCUUCAGAGGAUUUUGACAUCAGUUCUGGAGAAAGAAGCCUCAAUGCUUCAGGUCACCUGCUCUCCACCUCUCCAACAUCCAGCCCAGAGAAACCAGAGGGCAAGAAAAAUCAGGAGAUACCUCGCUUAUCAGAAACAUCAGUUAAGGACAGGCUUGCUAAGUACCAAGCAGCUGUGUCCAAGCAGGGCAGUCACAUGAAUGAGAUUCAAGCCAGUGAAAGCGAAGACAAGAGCUACAAUUAUGAACAGAAGGAGAACUUGCCACCAUGCUCUGAAGAUUUGUUUCCCCAGCAGGAUGGGGAGAAGAUUUUCAUAGGAGACAAUCUGAAUGCCAGUAUUUGUGAAGAUGGCAAUGUUGGAUUUAACUUCCAAAAAGAAGUUGAAGUCUCAAGGUCUUUCUAUGCCAAACAACAAAGCCCUGAUUCUAGAACAUCCAGCCAGAUGGAGACUUCUCCUCCUAAAGCAGUGAAGAAGUUCCAGUUGCCAGCAAAGGAAACCUGUGUUGCAUGCACAAAGACUGUAUACCCAAUGGAGCGUCUGUUUGCCAAUCAGCAAGUUUACCAUACUAGCUGCUUCCGCUGUUCUUACUGCAACAGCAAACUCACCCUUGGAACAUAUGCCUCUCUACACGGCACCAUUUACUGCAAGCCUCACUUUAACCAGCUCUUUAAAUCCAAAGGUAACUAUGAUGAAGGCUUUGGCCAUAAGCCGCACAAGGAACUGUGGGCAAGCAAAGCUGAAAAUGAGGAACCCCAGGAGAAACCUGACUAUACUGGAAAUGCCGUGGAAGGACCCCAAAGUCCUGGAGUGGAAGAUGCUCCAAUUGCCAAGGUUGGAAUUCUAGCAGCCAGCAUGGAGGCAAAAGCUGCUGGAGUGCCUGAGAAAGAAGAGAGGCCUACAGAAACCAAGAAGCUGAAGAUUGCUUGGCCACCUCCUUCCGAACAAGGCAGUCAAGGGGGCAUCUUGGAAGAGGGUAUUAAAGUGUCGAAGCCGAAGUGGCCUCCAGAAGACGAGGUCCCUAAGCCAGAUCAUCAAGAGGAAGUGGAUCAAGAUCUUAAAAAACUACGAAGGUCAUCUUCACUAAAAGAAAGAAGCAGGCCGUUUACUGUUGCAGCCUCAUUUAGAACAGUAUCUGUAAAGAGUCAUAGAACUGAAAACGCCUCUCCUCUCAAGGCUGAGAGGAGCACAGUGCAGCAAAGUGAGGAACCAGCAAAGGAAAUGGUUGUAGAAAACAAGCUGGUGGAAGGAAUCAAUACAGCUGAAUAUAGUUAUACCUCAAAUACAGCUGAGGAAGACAAAGAGCUAUAUGAGAGAAAGGGAGAAACAAGAGCUGAUGAGAGCCUCAUUGAGAAUGGUCAGAAAAGUGCUGACACUGAUGAGGAACAAGAAGAAUAUGUUUCAGGAAAGUUAGCACCUCUGGAUAAAGAAGCACUAUAUUGUACAUCUUCCAAACAUUCAGUUUUGAAUUCGACAACUGCAAAAGAAUUGUCUGCUAGUCCAAAUCAUAAAUCCCAAGAUGUAGGGUUUUUUGAAGGUGAAGACCUAGAAGAUUUGACAGUGGAGGAGCAGAUCAAGCGGAACAGAUACUAUGGUGAUGAAGAAGAAGACGAAGAAUAAACUUUUUUCACUAGGGGACUUACUGCAGGGUGCUGGGCCUUAAACUGAUGUGUUUAGUGUUUUGUUUUUCAUAAAGCGGCUUCCCUCUAUGAAAGUGAUAGCCAAUGCUGCAGGUGAAUGCAUAAAUCAGAAAGAUUUGUUCGGAUUUGCAUUUCUAUAGGAAAGUUCAUUGGAACCUGCAAAAUGUAAUCAAUGUUGUGAAAAUGGAAGAAUGUGCAUGACAUUGUUUUGGGAAUAGGCGUUACCUUGAUUGUUCAAAUUGUACUUUCAUUCUGUAAACUGGUCACUUAAAUGGCAUCUUAUUCUCAUCUGGUGUUGAUUAUUCAGCUGUUUUUGCAGGACAUCACUGUGCUGAGCUGAAAGAAAGAGGACUCUCAGACCCUCCCCCCAGUACCACUAACAGUACUACUGCAGUGCUUAGGGACCAGAUUCAGAGGGGCCUGGAGACCACUUUAAAUGGCUACUGCACUUUAAUGUAUGUGUAAAGGCAUGAUGAAUACAUUUUUAAAAAUAGUAAAAAUACAUUCUUUUAGAUAGACGUCCAAUCAUGACAGUAAUUUAAAUAUGCAAUCAGCAGCAUGAUAAUAGGGCAAGGCUAUGUUUCCAUGGCAAUGAUCAGCAGAUAAUUUGUUUUGCACUUUUCUUUUCUUAUAUGUACACAGCUCUUGUUGUAAAUUAGGACCCAGCUGAAUCUGAAUCUGCUGGCUGGCCAGAACAAAGCAACUUUCACAUACCUGGGUUAGAGGUAUGGUAUCUUUAUUUCCAAGAGUAAUGCAAAGUGAAGGAAUCUGGAGAGGGCAAGCUUCUGUCUGCAGGAUAUAACUACUUACAUUCCAUGUUAGUCUUCCGGAACGUUUCAUACUUGAAACUUCCAUUCUGCUUUUUUGCAUACAGUAUAUGUUAUAGUAUUCUAUAUGUACCAAACUGCCAGAUUUAAGAGUCAGCAUGAAAAACACUGUGUGCAAAUAUCUGCAAGAUAACAAAGCAAUGGAAAAAGUUUGGACUGAUUCCCAAUGUUUUUAGUGCUUUUCAACUGGACUGCGUGCAUUUUAUAAAUCAUAGCAUUUUGAGCUUGGUAAAGGGUUUACUUAAUAGUUUUUAAUCUUUUUGUAAUGUAUUCACUUAAAUUAGAUCUCUAACUAUAUUUUAGAGUUGUAAAAUAUUCUGCUUUCUUACCAAUCUUGCUAAGUAUGAAACAUUUUUAUUCAAUAAAGGCUCUGUCAUUUUUAUUGUU
Sceloporus undulatus (fence lizard) is the source of this 3734-nucleotide messenger RNA. It is a transcript of the gene LIMA1, whose product is annotated as LIM domain and actin binding 1. The coding region runs from base 197 to 2500 and encodes 767 amino acids. Gene Ontology annotation, molecular function: actin filament binding. The record is from RefSeq and is a predicted model, not a curated record. The transcript has 12 exons. Gene Ontology annotation, biological process: actin filament bundle assembly. Gene Ontology annotation, cellular component: plasma membrane; actin cytoskeleton. Lineage: Eukaryota; Metazoa; Chordata; Lepidosauria; Squamata; Phrynosomatidae.